Talpa occidentalis (Iberian mole) is the source of this 1113-nucleotide messenger RNA. It is a transcript of the gene THEM4, whose product is annotated as thioesterase superfamily member 4. Lineage: Eukaryota; Metazoa; Chordata; Mammalia; Eulipotyphla; Talpidae. The transcript is spliced from 7 exons. The coding region runs from base 1 to 708 and encodes 235 amino acids. The record is from RefSeq and is a predicted model, not a curated record.
AUGAGGUUGACCCUGGAGAAUGAUCCAUGUGCAUGCUGGCGGGGCGACCCACGACCCGCGCAGAGGUCGUUUUCUUCUGAGAAAGUCACUCUUAAGGAUCGUUCUCUCCCCAACCCCAGCUGGAGCAAGGACAUAAGACUCCUCUUUGAUCACUUCAUGAAGAAAUGUGAAGAUGGCUCCUGGGAAUAUUUGCCAUUUUAUACUUCUAAAUCUUCUCACAAGAGUCAAGACUUGAAAACCAGGUGUCCUGCCCGUUUACCUCGUUCCCCUACAGAUUUGAACCUAAAAGAAGAGCAAAACUCCGAGGCCCGGCUCUUCACCAGAAGCUAUGAGGAGGGCCUGGGAUUUGAAUAUGCGAUGUUCUAUAAUGAUGCUGAGAAAAGAGUAGUUUGCUUGUUUCAAGGAGGUCCUUACCUGCAAGGAGUACCUGGAUAUCUUCAUGGAGGUGCCGCUGCCACCAUGAUUGAUGCUACUGCUGGUAUGUGUGCAAUUAUGGUUGGAGGAAUCGUCAUGACUGCCAACCUCAACAUCAAUUAUAAAAGAGCUAUCCCUCUUUGUUCUGUUGUUGUGCUCAAUAGCCAACUUGAUAAACUUGAAGGAAGGAAAGCAUUUCUAUCCUGUAAUGUUCAAAGUGUUGAUGGGAAGACCCUAUACAUAGAGGCAACAAGUUUAUUUGUAAAGCUGGACCCUAACAAAAGUUUGACAUAAAAGAGCUCCUGGUGAAUUCCACACCAAUCUGCGAAAGACUCUCCUCCAGAAUAAGCUAUCAUCCCGGGCCUGCUCCCCCACCACUGUUGAGUCCCCCAUCAGGAGAAUCCUGCUAAAACUGACCUUCUCCAGCUAACCUGGUACAACCCCAGGAGUUCUGUUUCUACCAUAGAAGCUUUUUAAUACAGAAACACUCCCUGCAAGAGUCUCAGCAAUUCUUUCUGUCUCCUUUGGAUAAUUCUCUGGUUCGCCUAAAAUUUGAAUAGACUCAAACUGGCACAAGUGUUAUAUCUGCCCCAUUGCAGACCAUAGUAAAAUUCAUAUUGAAACCACAAACUUGAAAAUGCUAGAAAAGAAAAGGAAGGAAUAAAUAUGAGUGUGUGUGGGGUGUGUGUGUAUGUACAC